Messenger RNA from Perkinsus marinus ATCC 50983, 161 nucleotides. RefSeq lists its product as hypothetical. Lineage: Eukaryota; Perkinsozoa; Perkinsida; Perkinsidae. The annotation marks the transcript as partial. The record is from RefSeq and is a predicted model, not a curated record. The transcript has a single exon.
CUGAAAAGACUGGUCGAAGAAUACUGUGCUACUGGAGAAGAAGUCCCUCAGGAAGUGCAACCUAGCCCGACGGAGAGAUUGUUGAGCCUCGGAAAACCGCUAGUGCACGCGCUACUCACCCUAGCGGAGGAUAUGACUCCAUUCGAGGCCUCAUCAGAGAG